AUGGAAAAGAGUACGCAUGGGGAUAUGGAUUCUACCGAAAAGAAGUUGAUCGAGAAGGGAAAUGAGGCAAACGGGGAAGAAAACGGUGACUCAAGUGGCAGCAAUUCUGCAGUUGUCGAGAUACAGGAUGAACGCGAACAGUGGGGAAAGAAAACAGAUUUUUUGCUUUCCUGUAUCGGAUUUGCCGUCGGUUUGGGAAAUGUUUGGCGUUUCCCCUAUCUCUGCUACGCCAAUGGUGGAGGUAAGAAAGCAGGCUACGUUACAGCGUGUAUUUAACGUGUUGUGUUUGGAUCAUGUGAAUGACCUGAAUGAACUCAGUCCCUGGUGAAAUUUUUUGAUGUUUGACCUGUUUCCUUGUGUAGAUUUAAACACACUAAGGCAUUCGCCAUAAUAACUCAAAGCUUCAAACAAUACGAUUUCACUUAUAUUUCAUCAGUAAGGGGAACCAGAUAGGAUUUCGUUUUUUACCGCCCGUGGCUGGCUAUUGUAGUAAACAUUUAUUGAAUGCAAGUCAUCUGGAAGUCAAGUGUUAUUGACUGUCAUUAUAUUAACCAUGCAUGACCAGUUUUCGCGCGUUUUGCGAGUUUACUUUCUUGCGGGCGGCCAUUUUUGCAUCUGCAAAAUUUGUUUUCAUCACGGACAUUGUAUAAGCUAUUUCCUUUUUACUUUUUUUCGGACAAUGGAAAUGACUUUGUUAUUUCUUGCCCGAAUGUAAUCGUACCAGCGAAUCUCAUUUUGCCAACAUCUUUUUUGACGCGGAAUGAUGUUUUAUUAACGUGGCUGGUAAACUUCACAUGCCAAGGUGGUCUUACAGAGAAAAUAACUCGUGUGGGGGUGUUUUUUUAAACCUCUUUUUUUUUACCGCGAUUUCAACGCCCCCAGAAAACCGUGUUUGGGUUUAAUAAAGCUGGGUGAACUUUGAACAUCAUCACCAGUUUUCAGGAUUAUCGGUCAAUGUCCAUGAUUUAUUUGAUACCACGAGACCUUUGCUACAUAUGUUUAACACGGAAAUACUUUCCAGAUCCCACCCUCCCAAGGAUAUCUAUUUUAUUGUGAUUACAUGUUUUGAUUUUACACUGUUGUCUUGCCAUUAAUCACUUGUCUAGACAUACGCUGUUAAAAAUUCCGAAAUGAAAAAGAUCACGAUGGAUCACGGUGGUUGGAUGUUUAUGUCGAGCACAAUUUCUUUUCUUUUGAGUCCCCAGUUGAAUUGUGCCUCCUACUAGAUCAAUCUCUAUCCACUAAAUUUGUUUUAUCAUAUAUUCCUAAUGAGCCUGUUAUGUAAUCUGUUUACCUCGAUAUUUGACAAUGCACCAUUCAAUGGCUAAGCCUAUACGAUAUGUCAACAUGUACACUACAUUAAACAAUAAGUGGUUACGUGGACUUAAACCCAUUCAGUAGUUGUCCAGUGAUUAUAAUAGGACCAGGUCUACAACAAGUUUAUAGUUCAGGACCAGAAACCCAUCAGUUUCUGUCAGGACUUAGUUUGUUUAGAAAAUUGAAGACUUCGUAAUGGAAGCUUCCUUUAUAUAUAUUGUCUGUCAGUUUUGUAGAAAACAUUUCUUUUUUGCUUUGCUAAUCCCAAGACCACUACUAAUUUCUAUUCCAUGUUUAUAAAAGAAAACUAUGAGUGUAGUCUGAGAACACAUGAUUGAAUUUGUAAAUAUUAUCUGUGUGCAGGCAAAUGAUCAGCCCAGAUUGUAAAGCUGAAGUAUUAAUGCAUGUUAAAGUGCCAGUAAUAUUAUUGAGUACAUAAUUUAUGCUCUGGUUUACCCAAUAAAAUGCUCCACCUUAAUGCUCAGUCACCCCUCCCCUCCCCCCAAAGAAAAAAUCUCUCAAAUGGUUGAUAAUGCUCAACUUUGAGAGACUUUUUAUUAAUUCUAAGCAUUUUCUAAAACAAACUGUAAAAGUGUGUUUACAUGUAAGGCAAAUAGAAAUGUAUAAGUGGUAUGACAACAAUGUUUACAAGAUAAAAGUUUUUACACAGUGAAAAAAUGAUCCUGUACACCAUUUAAGGUGAAAUGUGAAUAUUAUUUUGAAUUUUGAGUUUAAGUCAUCAUAUCUCUUAAAAAAUGUGUCAAUUUAUUUUCUGUGACAAAAAGGCUAAUUUUACAAAAAAAAUGCCACUAAAAUUGGUGAACAAUGCUUAAAAUACUUUUGCCUCACUAAAAUGCUCAAACGAAUGCUAGCGUAAUAUACAAAAGCCAAACGUAAUACCUAUUUAGGUCGACCCAAACUAUUAAGUUCAACUGUUGAUUCAGAUGGUCGAACUUUACAUGUGCCAAACCUAAUUCGCGGCGAAAACAAAUAUCAUCCUUACUGCUUAAAAUAGGGAAAUAAACUGAAAAAAGAUAAUUCAUUAAGUCUGAAAAUUCUUGUUUUGAUUUUAGUGUGAUUUGUGUUCUUUCAUUGCAAGGAGUGAGCCGAGGAGAUCGUGAUCACAUUGACAUUUGGACAAAAUAAAGAAACGCCAUAAAUUUUAAAAUAUAGUAGGAUUUCUUUAUCAAUAUAAAGAAAAGCAACUUUGUAGAAGACCAUUUUAAGCUGUCCAGUUUCAGUAAAAAAAUCGACAACAAGAAUGCUGGUUAAGUCAUUACGCUUCUGUGAGUUCUGUCCACACAGGCAUGAAAACUCACUAUAUAGCCAGUCAGAAGUGCGGUUAGACGAUGAUUUAUGAAUUAGGUUCGGCGCAUAUGAGUUUCAAUGAAUGAAUCGAAGUUGAUCUUUUGCCGUUCUAUUCGACAAGCUCAGUUGAAUAGAAUGGAAGAGGUGACUCAAAUACAAAAGUGUCGUUCCUAAAUGAUUCAUACGUCGAAGUUAACAUGUGACAAACCUAGGUUCGGUACAUGUAAAGUUCGAAGUGGCUUUGCAAGUUACCUUGAUUUGGUGAAAAGCGUUUUUAUUAAUGGAUUGUUUCUCUCCAUACAUACGUAUACCAUAGACAAAACCCAUCAUGGCUAGAAACUACAGUAUAGAUGUUAAAAGUUUCAGAAUAUUAAGUUGAGACUUAAGGUUUGAAAAUGCCUCAUUUGUUUUGUUGUGCUAUCAAGAUGACAUUAUUGUGUAAAACCUACUUCAAACCUCUAUUUAAGCUUUUUCCUGUCCUGAACAAUCAAAAAGAACCCUGGUGUGAUAUUAAUGUGAAUGCCAGUAUUAUGUUGUUUUUAAUUUAGCAUUUUAUUAUUUUUUGUGUUUGCAAAAGAUGAAACUUUUCUUUGGAAGUUGUUAAAAAGUGUGACCAGUUAAGUUAUUAAAGCAUGCUUUUAUGGUGGAAUAUUUUUGGUUUUGAGGUUUUUAUUUGUUUGUUUAUUCAUAGGAGCUUUCCUCAUACCCUAUAUAAUUUUUCUUAUACUGUGUGGAAUGCCAAUGUUUUACAUGGAACUGGCUGUUGGACAGUACUUCAGUCUUGGUCCGCUUGGAUCAUGGGGAGCUGCCUGUCCGUUGUUUCAAGGUAAUCAUUUUGCAUGUACCUAUCACCUUUUUGUGUUUGUUUUUGUCCUGUAAGUUUAUUGAGGGUAUUACUUAAAUGUUAAAGGGAAAUCUUUACUUUCUGAUCUUAGCAAAUAACCCAGUGACAGUACCAAUGUGAGUCUUUUUCUUUUGCUAAGUUAUCUGUAAAAUACUUGUUGGCUAUUGUCACCAAUUUAUCCUUCAUUCAAGAUGCCCCACCAGAGUCAGGAACAAUGUAAGGAUUGAUAAGUGCAGACAGAUAAAACUAAGUUCAGAACCAAGCACUUUUUCACUCUCUUUUGAUUCAAAAUUCACCCACUACCACCUUCUCCUCCUAUGCACCCCUCCCCCACAAAAAAAGGAACUAAAGAAAUGAAACAAUAUUGAUCUUGUAACAUUACUCUCUACCAGGGGUUGGAUUUGCCAGCAUGAUGGUUUCUUUUCUUGUGAGUGCUUACUACAACAUCAUCAUAGCCUGGUGCCUUUAUUACCUGUUCUUGUCCAUGAAGAAGGAGGUUCCUUGGAAAUCUUGUGGUAAUUGGUGGAACACUGACAAUUGUUUAGCAGGCCGUAUACCAGAUAAAACCAGCUGUUCUGCUUUUACAAAUAACACAGCAGCUAUUGCCAAUGGUACUGCUGCGCUUGCUAAUGCAACAUUUUCAAACUGCAGUAGUAAUACAACAUUAGAAGACAAUGCCUCACCAUCUCUGGAGUUUUGGCAGUAAGUACAUUUUCUAGUAUUCAAUGUUACAGUAGCAGACUUGCAUGUAUCUUUAGAAUUUGCAUCCCCCUGGACCCAAAUUUCAAGUGACUGCUAUUUUUGGUCAUUGAUUUUGUUGUUUUAGGGCCCAAGGUUGUGCAAUCUCUGUUUCCGGUCUUGUUUCUUUUCUGUUACAGACAUUAUGUCCUACGUUUGACCGACAGUAUUGAUGAUGCAGGAGUUUUCAGAUGGGAGAUAUUACUUUGUCUAAUUGCAGCAUGGGUUAUAGUGUACUUUUGCAUGUGGAAAGGGGUCAAAUCUUCUGGAAAGGUAAAUUAGAGAAGAAAAGUGAUGAAGUCACAAAAACUAAAUUUGUGAAAUUAUGGGAUUGGUUGGCAUACCCAGAAAGAACAAGAUGAAAAAUGUUCACUGGUCAACCCUUUAAGCCCCAGUAUCCACAUACAAAUUCUCCAAACAUUUCCAUACAUUUACUUAAAGAAUUAGUUGAGAGAAUUUGAUGAUAGAUCAAGGCAUUUUCUCUUGGGUGAUCAUUUUAUUAAUUAUCAUAACUUAUCUCUUGACAGUGUAUGGAUCUUGUUAGGAGAAAAUUGAUCUUGGUCACUAUUGGGACUUAAAAUCAGCCUGUUGGUGUGAAUUGGUGGUGAGAUGUAAGCAAUGUUAUGCUCCGAUUACUCCAUACAAGUUCUUCUAAAAUAGGCCCGGAUCAUUAAUGUUAUGGUCCAAGCUAAUUUUAGAGAGAUUUGUAAGGAGUCAUCGGGGCAACCUGGUGCUUAUAUCCCCUCGCCAAUUUGCACUAACCGGCUGAUUUUUGGCAAGGGGGCUUUCUCGUCUUGUACUUUCUGGAUAUGCUAACCAAUCCCAUAAUUUGCACAUGAAUUUUUGUCGCAUCACACUUCUUGCUAAUGUUAAUUAUAAAAAUAAACUGUUAUACAGUUCAUGUGAGACCACCUCCCAUAAACGACCACCUGUCCAAAACACUGAAAUUUUCCCAUUGAAAUCCCUGCAAUCAGAACCUCUCGUGAAUGAGCACCUCUCAUAAGUGACCUCGACCAGGGUUUGGCCCAACAUUUAUUGCUUCCAUUGUUUUUAACCUUUUUGUAAGGGAACACUUGACACAUAAUGUGGUCUUUGUUCACUGUAUGUGCUAUGCCCCCAGCGUGUAACGAGAACUUUCAGUGACAACAUGUAACUAUACUUAUAUGUAACUUAGAAAUUGCAUGCAGUAAUUAAUUGUCUUCCAAAAAGUACAUGUGUUGGGAAGAGGCCCCCUGUUGUUGAUUCUUGUUAGCUACCACUACAGUUCGAAAACAACCAUGUUGGGUGGUUGCUUUCGAGAGGUUUGACUGUAUUAAAUAUUUGUUCUCUUGUUCACAGGUUGUGUACUUCACUGCAACCUUUCCUUACAUUGUUUUGUUUAUCUUGUUCAUCCGUGGUGUCACACUUCCAAAUGCAAGUGAAGGCAUCAUUUACUAUUUGAAGCCUGAUUUUGCACGUCUCAAGGACCCAGCGGUAAGAUCAUAAGCAGAUUUUGAAAUUAAUGGGUGUCCAGUCAUCAUGGAUGACCAGAAUUUGACACUGACGACCAAAUCACAGAUCAUGGUUGCCCCUUGGACAAUAGAAUUAAGCUGCCCUUUACCUAAAGAUACAUGUAUGAAUGAUUAUUAUAAGAACCCCAAAUUAUUUUUCAAAGUUGAUAUUUCUGCUUGAUAAAUGGCACAUUGUAAUAAUUAUCAAUCCAUUUGUUUACGAUGCGUAUGUACAUGUACACAAACAUUCGUAUUGUCUGCCAUCCUGUUUUGUGUUUUGCUGUUGUGCAUGAACACCCAAGCUCCAAGACGAUUCCCAGUUUUACAUGCCAUAUUAUGGCGCAUUCACCCAUGUGGAUUUAGCACAUCUGGCAAAACCAGCGUGCUGGAUGCCAAGUAAACAAAAAGAAGAAUCAACUCUUUCUGAAAAAGAGACUUGGGAGGAGGUUUCAACCAUUGCCUUGGCAAACAAGAGAACUCAAACAGAGGCAGGACACUCUGAACCUUAACAAAAUGCACUGGUUUAGAAAAUUCAGAUGCAGUGGGAUAUAUUUAUUUAGCUAUUGAAUUAAAUACUCACUAUGCCAUGAUUGUGUUAGUAAGCCUCUAGUAUUUUUCUCAUAAUGUACAUUACAGUUCAGUUCACUUCAGUUUAUUCACACUUAUAAUAUUUACACUGUAUAGAAUAGGAAUAAAAUAGCAAAUAAGAGAAAAAAGAAAAGAAAUAACUAAAUGGCUUUGAUAGAAGUGUACGGUGGUCAGAGGAGCUUAGUUUUCGAGCUAACCACCUCUGUAUUAUGAAUGAAAAAACUUAAUAUGUGCUUUAGGUACCAUGGCAAAUACGCACGAUAAUGUGUAACAGUCAUUUAUAUGUAGUCAACUUUGAGAGUUACGCAGAUUUCAUUAAUUGAACUGGUAGUAGUUGAGUGUUUUUACGUUUGUAGGAAUCUCUUACGGCAAACUUAACUGUGUGUUUGCCAUAAUUUGACCUUAUACGUGGCGCAAGUUUUGGCUUCUAGUUCACCUUAGUUUUAUUUGGCACCGAGAUUUCACCUUGGAUGCUUACAGCUGUAUAUGGUCCCUCACUCUCCUCUCUUUACUUGUCCUUGUCCUUCACCCCAUAGUAUUUUGAUUCCCUCUACCCAAAGCUAUUCAGUUUACAUCACAUCCCAAUCCAACUUUUUUCUAAUGAAUAUCUAACAUAUUAUGUCUUCAAGAAUUCCUUGCGUUAGAUUUCUAUUUUCCUUCUUUUGGACCUGUUAAUUUAGAAUACUGAGUUUGAAAACAAAGGAUAGUGCCAUAAAAAAUUACCAUGCAAAAAUACAGCAUGUCACUUAUUUAUUUGUUGCAAUAUUAUUGCAGUUUGAGAGCCAUGUUUUCUGUUUUGGUUUGUCUUAGGUGUGGGUGGCAGCUGCUACUCAGAUUUUUUACUCGCUUGGCAUUGGGUUUGGUUCUUUGGUUACGAUGGGAAGUUACAAUAAGUUCCAUAACAACGUGUUCAAGUGAGUGAAAGUUUUUUGACCAUUUUAACUAAGAGCCGAUCCACACCUGGAGACAAAUUGGGAAUUGUCUUUGAAACAUCUAAACCAAAUAUUGUAUGGUGACAAUGUUUAUCUGCAGUGGAAACUAUUAAUUUUUUCUUAACAGGGCCUUACAUCUGACAAUACUUGCAUUUUGUUAGUGGAGAGAAUAAUGGCUUUACAACAAAUGAUUGACAAGAAAAACACAUUUUCAUUCAUUGAAUUGAUUUUGUCCAGUUUUUACGCAGGACAAAUUUUGUCUGCGGUGCCAGUUUGAAGAUUGUCCUGGCUCAGACAAAAUUUUGUUAAAUUAGGACAAACCAUCUGCAUUUGUUAAGCGUUGGUGAUGACAGAAAAUUUGCCUAAAUAAACAGCUUUUUUGCUAGUGCGGAUAGUUUUUCUUAUUGCCGUUUUGUCUAAUGUAUGGUGUUGUUUUUCAUGACUAGAGAUGCCAUGAUGAUUUCGUUGAUCAACUGUGGAACGAGUGUUUUUGCUGGCUUUGUUAUCUUUUCCACCCUUGGUUUCAUGGCUGGAGAGCUCAACAAAGACAUCACAACAGUUGCAAGUUCUGGUAAGUUUUACCGGUAACUGCAUAGUGUGUUCAAAAGAAUCAGUAACCUUUACCUGUACCCUUAGUUUUGUGAAGUAGAAUCUCCUGAAGAUGAAAUUGUGACAUAUGUGAAAACUUCUCUUCAAAGGACCUGGACUGGCUUUUGUGGUGUAUCCAGAGGCUAUAGCGCAAAUGCCAAUUUCUCCGUUGUGGGCUAUCCUGUUCUUCUUCAUGCUGCUGACUCUGGGUUUGGAUAGUCAGGUACAAAAAAUAAUACACACCCUAUUCCAAAAUGUUGGCAACUUGAGUAAUUCUUUUCACAAUAAUUGGCCCUCAUUGUCUUAUUUCAAGGUAAAAGCUCUUUUGAAUUCAGAUGCAAGUGAUUCAAGAAGGAGGAAUAACAUAAUUAACAUAAAUAUUAAAAGAAUUAAAAUAGAAAAAAAAUAAUUCUUUUAUAUUUAUGUUAAUUAUUAUUGUUCAUUAAUAAUAAUAAUUGUAAUAUUGCUGCCAUUUUGGAAAAGGGUGUAUAUGGCUAGUUGUUUUAAUGUUUUGAUUCUUUACAGCUACCUAAAGUUUCUUAACAUUUAUUAUUAAGUUUUACACUCAGCAACGUUAUCUUAUUAGGGGGAAGGUGCCUGUUUAACUAGUUGUAAGCUGUAAAACUGACUUUCUUUGCACCCUGGACUUAACAGUUUGUUUCCUUGUGGAGUAAUAAACUAUCCAGAUUCUUCAUAAUUCAUAUAAGAGUGCUGCAGUAUUGCCAGUAAUUUGUUUCAGUCUAGAAUAUGGUUAAUCACUUUUCUUUCCUUCUAGUUUGGCAUGAUGGAAGCGGUAAUCACAGGAUUUGUUGAUGAGUACCACAUUCUCAGAAAACGCAAGGAACUAUUCAUCUUGGUUGCUUGUAUCAUUUGCUUUCUACUUGGCCUGCCGUGUGUAACCCAAGGUGGAGCAUAUGUUCUAAAUCUGUUUGAUUACCAGUCUGGAGGUGUUUCUCUUCUGUUUUUGGCUUUCUUUGAGACUGUAACCUUGGCCUGGAUAUAUGGUACAGACAAAUUUGCUCUUGACAUUGAGAAAAUGAUUGGAUGCCGGCCAGGACCAUGGUGGAGGUUUUGUUGGAAGUUCUUUGCACCAGCCAUCAUGGCUGGAAUCUUUUUGUACAGUACUUCACAGUGGGCUGGAGUCUCCUACGGUGAUUACAAGUAUCCACCUUGGGCAGAAUUUAUAGGAUGGCUUCUUGCUUUGUCAUCCAUGCUUCUGAUUCCUGGAGUUGCCAUUUGGCAGUUGUAUCGCACUCCUGGCACAUUCAUGGAGGUAAGUGCUCCGAAAUUGUGAUCUGUGAUCCGUUCAACAGAAUCACUAGCGACACUGCAUGGUCAUAAAUUAUAUGACUUGCUUCCUCCUUAACACAACAGGGCCCUUAGAGACAGGGACCAUGACUUCAUAUUCCUUAGAGUGAAAACUGUGCUUUUGUAAAUUAAGAUAUCUUUUUAGUUUUAUUUCUUGAUAUCCUUUUGUAAUUUACGUUUUGGAAUUUUGUAAUACAUAUAUAUAUUUAUUUUAUUACUGAUUGUAAAGCCACACGUAUGUUGUGUCUGAUCUCUUAAUUAUGAAGACCUGUACUACUUUUGAAGUGUUAAAGGAGCUAUGUCACAGUUUAUGGUGCAGAAGUUUUCAAGUUUUUUUGUUUGUAAUCUCUGGGAGUUUCCUCCAUCCCACACCAUCUUUAGUCAUUAAUGUCACUUGCUGUUGAAUAGGACACAAAUUAUGCACAAGGACAAAAUGGAGCAUAGCUUUUUUAUUUACAUGGUUAUCAAAUUUUAAUAUGCUCUUUAAGUUCCUGCUAACAAAAAUUUUCCCAAAGCGAAGUGUUUUUGUGUUUACAGAAAGUUGAACACGUGAUCAACUUUUACAAAAGGCCUGUUCUAAAGUAAGGAGAAGGGGUGAACCACUGUUGCUCACCCAAGAUAAUAAUAAUAUGAUCUAAAUUUAUUUAACAAAUAAAAUAAUAUGAAAUAUUCAUAUUAAUAUAUACCUUUUGCUUUCUUUUUGCUAUUAGCGACUCUAUAUAUGCUUAAAACCAGACCCUGUUAUCCAAAGGGAGAUAGAAGAGAAGCAAGGUCUUGAACAUAAAGUAGAACUUGUUAAAGUGUAAAUAAAAAGGUGAGAAGUUUGGUUCUUAUUUGCAUCAUCUUGUUUCCAAAAACCACUGCCUUCUUAGCAGUAUUGAUGCUUUUGUGGUUACCUUGCCAUUAACAACUGCAUCGCUAAAAUGGAGAUUGGGUGCCUGAAGUAUCCAGGGGCUUCCACUAUUGGCAACCAGCCCCUAGAUUGAAAUAAUGCCCCCAUGACUGGCACAACAGCGCAACCCAGCCAUGAGCCCCCACACCAAAGGAAAGGAACGGGCACCUGUCACACUGAAAAAACAUCAGUGGAGAAAAAACCCAACAAGCCUAGGGGGAGGGCGGGAGGGGACGAAAAUGGCCGACAGAACCCAGCACGAAGUGAAAACUGAACGCGCCAAGGAAUCACAUGAUCGAUGUAGCCAGCCACCGGGCAUGUGCAUGCCAAAGACCGCUGACCUAGGCACCCAAUCGAUCUUAGUUGUUAACUCCUUUAAAUUGCAUUUAAAUGCAUACAACAGGCAACACAACUAGAAUAAUGUAUGUUCCCACCAUGUAUUCUCAUGUCUGUUUUGUGGUAUUUUGCAGGUUCACAAUAUAAAAUGUAAUAAUGUUUAUACUGUUUCCGUACUCUGCUUGUGUAAAUAAAGAUCAAGAGUGAUGAAGAAAUCGUGACCUGUACACCAAGUCUUCAAGGUGAUCAGAUCUCAAGACUCUUCCUUUCACUCCUAAAGACAUUACCAUGUUAUUGGUAACAGUGGUAUGCCAUUUAUACUCAUGGAAUAAAGUGGCAGCCGCACCAUUGCUUCCAUCCUCAACAGCUCUGAAAUAUCACUAAAGAACUUAAGUUGUCUUCAUGGGAGAUUGUGUUCAUAAAAUUUUGAGAAGAAGAACGUUGGUUAAUGGUUUCCUGUGUUGUGUAUAUAGCAGACAGGAAUUUGCAUCGAGUGCCACACUAGCAGAGUUUGGUGGGUGGCAGAUGUGACAGAGGGGACGGGGAGUGGAAAGAAGUCCUUGGUACUCCAUGGACCCUUCCUCUUACCCCAUGUACACUUACCCCCUUUCACAAAAUACCCCUUGUGAGCCUGCAAUCACUUCCUAGAUUUGGCUGCCUUUGUUCAAAAAUUAAAAUGGUUUCCAAUCUUUUUCACUCCUCCAGCAGAUAGUCAUUUGACUGGGGAUAGUGCUAUCCAGGUCUUAUUCGACGAAAGACAGCUCUUGAACUGUAGGAUUGAGGAGUAUUUAAAAUGCAACAUACUUAGGUUGGCUCUAUAAAAUGUUUCUUGUAAUCUCAUAUAAUGUAAGAUGGGUAUGUUCAGACUCAAGUAAGAUGGAAGUAAUAUUUUUGUUCUAUGAGUCUCACUACAAAGAAAAGGAAAUACAGUGCUGGCACGGUUCAUCAGUAACAUACCUUUUUUGUGCUUUUACGUCAAGACCCUAUGAAACGAGAUUAUGGUGAUGUUCGAAUUCUUCAAGCCUUUUUUCUGUCGCAUUGCUAUAAUAAGGACUGCCUUUAUGCUAUUUUGCCUGAAGUUUAUCUCCUAAAUUAGCUUUUUGCAGCCUCAAGUAUCAGUUGGUGUAUGUUUUUGUACAAAAUGAAAAGAAUUGUGUUUGGAGUUGUAUAUAAGGUCAUCUUUUCAGGAUGUAAGGAAAGUAAGUUUUUCUAGUUUGUCUAUCAAGUAAUUAAUUUGGAUUUACUAAUCCAAAAGGCAUUCUCGACACUUUUCUCAAUUUCUGGAAAAAAAUUAUGGAGACACAAAAUUUUGUUCUUUCGAGUCCAUGAACCAAAAUAAAUAAUGUUGUGCUGUUACCAUUUUAAAAAAUAUUUCUUUUUGACUCUACUUCCACGACGUACUUUUUCUCUUUCACUAUGUCAUUUCAUCAAACCAUUGAUUAUAGAGAGAUAUUUAUAUUAAAAAAAUUGUAUUCAUCACCUGUAGGUCGGAUGUAGUUUUUGAGGGAGCAAGCUCAGUAUUUUCUGCAGUUGUCAGCUUUGCCUUCGAAAGCAGAGGAAGAUUAGAGAGAUUAAAAACUGUGAUUGAACCCAAGCAAAUUCUUGUGCUCGCCCUCUUGUCCCGUAACGAUUGCCAACCCCCCACCCACCCUGAGCCCCCACUCACUACAUGGUAGGAAAUAGUAAGUGCUUCAUGGUGCUGUAUUUGGCCUCACCUGGGCCCCUAUCCUGGAUCCGCCAUUGAUUACAGAGACCUUAUUCUUAUGUUGUUUUACGAGAAUAGUGAAUGUUCCAUAUGGAAGUGGUGGCCAAGCGGUUUGGUAAUUUUACUACUGCAGAAAAUACUGUGUAACUCUUGUGGGGGUAAUAUAUGAGAUAUGAGUGAUUAAUGUUUGAAUUUGUUACACUUGUUUAGUUCCGAUUUUGAUUCCAAACGUAAUUUUUGUGAA
Porites lobata is the source of this 12290-nucleotide messenger RNA. Lineage: Eukaryota; Metazoa; Cnidaria; Anthozoa; Scleractinia; Poritidae. The record is from the annotation of a GenBank genome assembly.